Salmo salar (Atlantic salmon) is the source of this 6112-nucleotide messenger RNA. Its product is annotated as activin receptor type-2A. Gene Ontology annotation, cellular component: activin receptor complex; plasma membrane. Gene Ontology annotation, biological process: activin receptor signaling pathway; protein phosphorylation; cellular response to growth factor stimulus. The record is from RefSeq and is a predicted model, not a curated record. NCBI's taxonomy places the organism in Eukaryota, Metazoa, Chordata, Actinopteri, Salmoniformes, Salmonidae. Gene Ontology annotation, molecular function: activin binding; ATP binding; activin receptor activity.
GAAAAAAACAAAGACAAUCCUCACCAAACGCCAUCUUGAAACUGUGGCACUGGUCACAGAAGAGGAAAACGUUGAGAAUACUGCACGCUUGGGAAAAUGCUGUACUGCCGUUCUUGUCUUGGAUACGCUCAUGAUUUGACAGCAGCGUGUUGACUAAACGAAUUAACUGUUGAUCUCAUGUGUGUUUCCCAACGACGUUUCUGAUUAAAUCUUGGUUGCUCCAAAGCUGCAAUUGGAUACGAUUUUUACAGACACUGCUUGCCAGCUUUUACCGAAUGCAUAACUAGCUCGCAAAAGUCAACGGACAGAACACGUUGCAAUCCAUUGGGAAGGGAAAAUACAAUGUUUCUGUUUGGAAUCGGAUUAUGCGCUAGCAUAAACGUUACAUUUUGGAAGGUGAAGACAGCGUUGUGAGGACCAAGAAAUUAGAUGUAUCAAAUAUAACGUUAGUCCACGACAUGCGGUGUAUUGAAACGUCUUAUUUAGCUAACGUUAGAUAAUUUACGAUGACUAGAAAACUGUGUCAUUUAAACUACCUGAUGCUAGCUAACGUACACAUUUUAAGAUUGAGGGUUAAUUAGCUAUGUUCCAUGAGAUUGUUGCUAAAUUUACCUGGUUUAGUCUAAUUAGGUAAAAUAACAAUGUUAAACAAUUGGAAAUCGUUAGUAAUAUUGCUAGCUACUAGUAGUACUGUAACAUGCUAACUAACGUUAGACCAACCUGCAACAAGUCAGUCAAUAGCUAUGGUUUAAACCAUUUUGUAGUCUCUAGCUAGCUACACAAGUAUCACCUCUUCCAUAUUUGUGGACAUAAUUCGUCAGGACCUUCAACGGUGUAACGUAGUAGCAAGCCUCUUGGCUGGCCAGUGGAUAUUUUGGACUGGGUCUUCUCAACAAACACCUGUCAGCUGGAAAACCUUCAUAACACACAGUGGAGGAGCAAACCUUUGCAGCUGUGUGUUGUGUUUAUUUCCCGGAAAUAAAAGGAUUUCAAUUGGAUUGAAAAUGGGAGCCGCUAGCGAGCUGGCGUUUGCUGUUUUUCUCAUCUCGUUUUCCUCAGGUGCAAUCCUGGGUCGCUCUGAGACACAGGAGUGCGUUUACUACAACUCUAGCUGGGAGAAGGAGCGAACCAACCGCAGUGGCAUCGAGCCUUGCUACGGAGACAAGGACAAGAGGCUCCACUGCUUCGCCACCUGGAAAAACACUUCAGGAACCAUCGAGAUCGUCAAGCAGGGCUGCUGGCUGGACGAUGUCAACUGCUAUGACAGUAGUGAAUGUGUGGAGACGAAAGAGAGUCCGGACGUUUUCUUCUGCUGCUGCGAAGGCAACAUGUGUAACGAGAAGUUCCUAUACAGCCCCGACACGCAGGCUGUCCAAAGUAAGUCAUCAUCGACCUCCAACCCGUUUACCCAGAAGCCUCAGCUGUUCAACACCCUGCUGUACGCUCUGGUGCCCAUUAUGGGUGUCGCCGCCAUCAUCCUCUUCUCUUUCUGGAUGUACCGGCAUCACAAGCUGGCAUACCCGCCCGUCCUGGUGCCAACACAGCACGCCUUUCAUAUAAUGAUAGAGGAACAACUGGGGCCCCACACCCCUCCCUCGCCCAUCAUGGGGCAGAAGCCAUUGCAGUUGAUCGAGAUCAAAGCCAGGGGCCGCUUCGGCUGUGUGUGGAAGGCUCAGCUCCUCAACGACUACGUGGCUGUCAAGGUCUUCCCCAUUCAGGACAAGCUGUCAUGGCAGAACGAGUAUGAGAUCUACAGCCUGAGUGGGAUGAAACACGAGAACCUGCUCCACUUUAUCGGUGUGGAGAAGAGAGGCAACAACAUGGACAUAGACCUCUGGCUCAUCACAGCCUAUCACGACAAUGGCUCUCUGACUGAUUACCUGAAGGCCAACGCGGUGUCGUGGAACGAGCUGUGCCACAUCGCCCAGACCUUGGCCCGUGGCCUGGCCUAUCUCCACGAGGACAUCCCUGGGCUGAAGGACGGACACAAGCCCGCCGUCGCACACAGGGACAUGAAGAGCAAGAACGUGCUUCUGAAGAACAACCUGACAGCCUGCAUAGCGGACUUCGGCCUGGCCCUGAAGUUUGAAGCUGGGAAGUCAGCAGGAGACACCCACGGACAGGUGGGCACGAGGCGCUACAUGGCCCCUGAGGUGCUGGAAGGGGCCAUCAACUUCCAGAGAGACUCCUUCCUGAGGAUAGACAUGUACGCCAUGGGGUUGGUGCUGUGGGAGCUGGCCGCUCGCUGCACCGCUGCAGACGGUCCUGUGGAUGAGUACACACUGCCCUUCGAAGAGGAGGUCGGCCAACACCCGUCUCUAGAGGACAUGCAGGAGGUGGUCGUCCACAAGAAGCUACGGCCCUGCCUCAGAGAGUGCUGGCAGAAACACACAGGCCUGGUGAUGCUCUGUGAGACCAUCGAGGAGUGCUGGGAUCACGAGGCCGAGGCGCGGCUCUCGGCGGGCUGCGUGGAGGAACGCAUCAUACAGAUGCAACGCCAGACCAACAUCAUCGCCCCCGAGGAGAUUGUCACCGUCGUCACCAUGGUGACCAACGUGGACUUCCCUCCCAAAGAGUCCAGCCUAUGAAUGGACGGACAUUGACUGGACGUGUCAGGUGGUGGACAUGGAGCUAUUUUGAUUGGAUGUUUUCAGGUAUACAUUGAUCGACCAGAGUGGCCCAUUCAGGAUCAUGAACUCUGGAUGAUCCCGGGUUAAUCUCUGACCCCUGACCCCCUCAGAUGGGCGUGCUGGCAUGGCGUGGUGUGUUUUAGUGCUGGGCGCUACACUACUGUCAUUCAGGAAAUACCUGGCUGUGCCCACCGACACUGGUUUGGUUUCUACCCACUUCAUAGUAUCAUGAUGUGUUGGAUUCAGUUGGACUCCCAUAGCGAGCCUCAAACUGUAAAACAGAAUCCUUCAAAAGAACAACACUAGGUCGUAACGAACCCUGUGAGUUGGGCAAAAGGGAUAUUUUAUAUAUGAAGAAAACACUAGGACCUCCUAACAGACUUCUGUUCUAUUUUCUAAGAAAAAGAAGAGGAAGAGGAUGGACUCUACAAGACGAACUGUCACGGCUCAGUAAAGAAAAAAGGGCAACUUGUUUUAAAAUUCCUUUGCUGUUUUCUUUCUGUGUUUAUAUGAUAAUGAUAAUGACAGUUGUAAUGCCAAUAAGAAACAGCUUCUGAAUGUCACGUGUACUUCUGCUGUACAUAAUAUCAAAACAAGGGUAAUCGAGGUUUGUUUUAGGGGGGGGAUCCAUUUCCAAGCGUUACUACUUUGAAAGCAAAACCAUAGACCUCCCUCAAAUCAACAAGGUAUACCUCAGUUCCAUCUUCAUUACAACACUGCGACUCUAGAAACAGAACUACUAUUGUUUCUAGUUCUAUUAAGUAUAUUUCUAUGACGACAACAACCUCUGUAAACCACAUCAUUACUUUGGUAUUAUUGAGCUGUAUACUGUACAGCUGUGGCAGGUGAAAAUAGAAUCAUUAUCACCACACUUUUUAAAACUAGUCCACCAAGAGAUGUAUGACCAUACAUUUACACACGUAUAUCUGCCUUCUUGUUUUUCUUCUUUGCAAUAUAUUUUUUGGGGGUGCAUUAUUUUGUCCUUCCUUGCGGUUUUAAUUAGUUUUUUAUUGAAAACAUGUUAAUCCUAUAUUUUAAGAGUAUUUCAAUAACCCCCUAACUCAUUGAAAAAGAUUUUUAAAAAGCACUUCCUUAUUUUGGCUUGCUGUGUCAACCGAGUAUUUAAUGAUGUGAGCAUGCCUUUUGGUUAUCCUUUGGUCUUCUUUUUAAAAAAAAGCUCAGGAAGCUACUCUUCUGUCUCUCUUGACUCCCUAGUUAUUACCUAUCUGCAUCACCCAGUCCCUAGCUACUUCUCCAGUCCCUUGCUACUACCCCUCUGUCUCUUCUUGUCCAUAGUUACUACCCUUCUGCCUCUCCAGUCCCUAGCUACUACCCUUCUGCUUUGAGAUGCGGGUGACCUUUCACACUGACUCUCUCUCUUCCUGGUGCCAUCUCAAACAUAGUGUUAAAACAUCUCUACUUCUAGCCUCUCUAUCAUCUCAACUCGGUUGAGCCUUUAAUCAGUGUGACGACAUGACUACUGUAGACCCACCCCGGGCCAAACAAGGAUGUCUCUCGUCGUCCUUCCGGAAUUAGAUUUGUGAAUGUGUUCUAUAUUCCAUUUCUAGCUUGUUGUAUGAGCUCAGACUUGUCUCCUGGGUGACAUUGACACUGAUGAUGAUGCGUUCAUCUUUGCGUUCUCUCUUUUCACACCUAGUCAGUGUUUUAACUGGAACUACAACAUCUUCAACAACGUUCAGGGAUUCAAUACUAUGCUUUUCAGUAAUUACUACAGUAUAUGCAACCCGUGCAGAAUCGUGCAAGUGCGUACGUACUUGCAUUGCUGCAGGAGCGACUUUCACACCACUGUAGCAUUUUCUAAACAGUUCAUCUUGUCUAUUGAUGUUUUAUUGAUUUGUUGAGCUGAGCUUUUGGGUAUUAGACAGAGAGCAGGUGGGCAGGUGCCAACUCAAACAAUUAUUACUUUACCUCUAUCUGAAAGACAGUGGAACGGACUUAGGGAAGGCCCAACUGUAUUACUAGAUUGUGUCUGUACUCUUGGGGGUAAAGGCUGCAUUUGGCCAGUGGUCUCGCAGCGGAUGUAGGCUCUUAUCGCUAUUCGUCUUUCCUUGAUUCCUCACAUCCCAUCUCCUUGCCUAAUAUGGUUGAGGAGGAGGAGAGGGGAUGCGAAGAUUCAAGGACAUUUGAAUUGAGAAAGCCAUAGAAUGGUGGCCGUUACUGUGAAUCCCUCCCUCGCUACACACUGGAACCCUGUAGUGCUCAGCAAUAGCAACUAGCAAGCAAAGGGCAUUGGAGGAAGAGUGGAAGGGGCACAAGUUUCCAAGCAGUUAGUGGUGAACCAACAGUCUGAUAUACAAUCACUACACUACUACUGCAUUAUUUUGAUUGUCGUAUGUGCUUCUGAGAAGAAGAAUAAAAUAUGUAGCCAUGUUGUGAUCCUCUGAUGAUUUCUGGUAUUUUGAGGGUAUAAUUUUGUGUACCUGAUUUUAUUUUUAUACCACAGCUACUUGUACAGAGCUGAUUUCACUGUACAGACGUUUUAAACCCCCGAACCACACUACAAUCUUCUUAGUUGAUCAGACCUUGGCCUUCUUGUGAGAGUUGAUUUCUUUCAGAUAAACUUCAGAAAGCCCAAUAACAUUUGAGUUCAGAUUGACUGGAAUAUUGAAAUGCACAUUAUGUAAAUAUACAUGUCAUUUUUAGAUUGUAGAUGAUGGAUAUAGCAUGAGGUUGUUUCUAUUGUUUUUAGAAUAUAUCACAAAGAAGAAAAAAAAAUCCCUGAUAAAAUAAUUAUUAAAUAAUAAGAUUGUACCUGUUUAUUUUGUAUAUCUAUGUUUUUAAAUUGUAUCAAUUUAUGGCCCAAAUGGCCCGAAACGGUCACUCUUCCUUCCCCAGAUGAGACUAAUUUCUUUCUAAGGUGGUCUGAUGAAAAUUCCCUCAAAUGGAACCCUGAAUCAACAGUUAUACCAUUUUCACACUACUGAGUUGAGCCUAACUAAGCCGAACCGAGUCGGUCUGGGGUGGCCUGGUUAAGCAUCCACCAUAGUUGCUGGAAGAAAGCUGAAAAUGACAAUGUGAUCGGAAAAUAUCAGAGCCAGCAAAGUAUGGUUUGGGUUGGCUCAGUAGUGUGAAAAUAGUCAUUGUUUUACCUCAGACAUCCUAGCUCAGACCCUUAUGUUACACUACAGCAUUGAGAUACCAUUGCUACAAUGUUCCAGCAGUGUUGCAAGAAUGUUAUCCCUUGUAUGUGACCAGCAGACAGUGUUUUCUGUAACACACUUCCUCUCAAAACAACCCUAAAGCUAAACCUAGGUUAGCUUCGGUUCUGUAUUUGCUGAUAGUCGAACAGUCUGACUUGGCACAAAUGACUGUUCUAUUGGCAAGUGGACUUGCCAAUAAUUUUUAUGCUUUGCAAGUUUAUUUAACAAACUUUUUCAGAUGCCUGGUUGGAAGUGGAUGUUAAAUAUUGUACAGAGAAAUUGUAUGCUAUUGUCCCUCAAAUAAAGUAUAGUGACUGCUCA